AGAGACUCACAUCACCUUCAUUUAUUUUGUUUCUUCAUAUCAUUUCAUUUUAUUUCGAGACAUUUGAUUCAUUGAUCUAAUCUCUCACAAUAUAAUCGAUUUCAUCCUAUCACGACAUCUAUCUUGUGGUUAUACAUCUUUAAUGAUAAUAUAGCGACUAGAACAUAAAUCAUAAUAUCCUAUUUUACACUACCAUUCACUGGCCCACUAUCUAAUAAUAAUAAUAAUAAUAAUAACAUAAUAAUAUAUAAUAAAUAAUAAAUAACGAUAAUUGAUACCAUAAUGACAUUAGACGAAACUUGGAAAUUCUCCCAAUGCUUUGGAGACAAAGGUGAUAUUGAAAAUAUUACUGAAGCCGAUAUAAUUUCAACCGUUGAAUUCGAUCAUUCGGGUGACUUUUUGGCCACAGGAGAUAAAGGAGGUAGAGUAGUGUUAUUUGAAAGAAAUCAAUCAAAAAAGAAACAAAGUUGUGAAUAUAAAUUCUUUACCGAAUUUCAAAGUCAUGAUGCUGAAUUUGAUUAUUUAAAAUCAUUAGAAAUUGAAGAAAAGAUUAAUAAAAUUAAAUGGUUAAAAAGUUCUAAUAAUGCCUUAUAUUUAUUAUCAACUAAUGAUAAAACUAUUAAAUUAUGGAAGAUUAUGGAAAGACAAAUUAAACUAGUUAGUGAAAAUAAUUUAAAUGGAUCAAGUCAACCAACAUCUAAUCAUCAUUUAACUUUACAAGCUUUAAAAUUACCUCAAUUACAACUUCAUGAUAAAUUAAUUAGUGCUCAACCUAAAAAGAUUUAUUCAAAUGCUCAUGCUUAUCAUAUUAAUUCUAUUUCAGUAAAUAGUGAUCAAGAAACUUAUUUAUCAUCUGAUGAUUUAAGAAUUAAUCUUUGGAAUUUAGGAAUUGCUGAUCAAUCUUUUAAUAUAGUUGAUAUUAAACCAACUAAUAUGGAAGAAUUAACUGAAGUUAUAACUAGUGCAGAAUUUCAUCCAAAUCAUUGUAACAUUUUUAUGUAUUCUUCAUCAAAGGGUACUAUAAAAUUAGCUGAUAUGAGAUUAAAUUCUCUAUGUGAUCAACAUGCAAAAAUUUAUGAAGAAUAUUUAGAUCCUUCAUCUCAUAAUUUCUUUACUGAAAUUACUUCAUCAAUUUCAGAUGUAAAAUUUAGUCAUGAUGGUAGAUUUAUUGUACUGAGAGAUUAUAUGACUAUAAAAAUUUGGGAUUUAGCUAUGGAAAAUAAACCAAUUAAAACUAUAAAUGUUCAUGAACAUUUAAGAGAACGAUUAUGUGAUACUUAUGAAAAUGAUGCUAUAUUUGAUAAAUUUGAAGUACAAUUUAGUGGUGAUAAUAAAUCUAUUAUGACAGGAUCUUAUAAUAAUAAUUUUAUGAUUUAUCCUAAUGCUAUAUCUUCAUCAGCUUAUUCAAAAAAUUUGAAUAAACCAAUAUUUAAGCAAGCAUUAUAUAAAAAAUCAAAUAAGAAGAAAUCAGGAUCUAUUCAACUGAAAAAGAAACCUAUUCAUUUUAAUCGUAGUUAUCAAGAAGAUGAAGAUGAAGAAGAAGAAGAUGAUGAAGAUGAUGAACAUGAAGAUGAUGAUGAAGAUGAUGAAGAGGAUGAAGAUGAAGAUGAUGCUGAAGGAGUUAAACGUGAAUAUCCUCCUGAUAAAGAUAUUCAUUCUCCAGGUUCACAAUUAAAUGAUGAAGAUGAUGAUCAAGAAGAGAUUAUCUUACAAGCCGAUAAAUCAGCAUUUAAAUCUAAAAAAUCUGGUCAUAAUCCAAUGAGAAGAAGAAUGAUGAGUGGAGUUGGACAAAAUCAUAAUUCAAAUGAUUUCGAUGAAAUAGAUUUCAAAAAGAGUAUUUUACAUUUAUCAUGGCAUCCUAAGGAAAAUUCAGUAGCUAUUGCUGCUACUAAUAAUUUAUACAUCUUUUCUACCUUAUGAUAAGAUGAAGAUUAGAUGUAUAUCCUCUGUAACGAUUGUUCUUUUGUUAUUCUACGCACUAAUUCUUUAAUGUUACAUGUCUUGCUAUUAUUGUUCUUGUUUGUUAGUCUUUUAGUUUUUAGUUUUUAGUUUUUAUAUAUCAUUUCUUCAUUAAUUAAUUUCUUCUUUAUUUCAGGCAUUGUUUUUGUUUCUGUCUUUGUUUUUUA
This is a messenger RNA of Scheffersomyces amazonensis, 2126 nucleotides long. It is a transcript of the gene CDC55, whose product is annotated as protein phosphatase 2A regulatory subunit. Gene Ontology annotation, cellular component: cytosol; protein phosphatase type 2A complex. The transcript has a single exon. NCBI's taxonomy places the organism in Eukaryota, Fungi, Ascomycota, Pichiomycetes, Serinales, Debaryomycetaceae. Gene Ontology annotation, molecular function: protein phosphatase regulator activity; protein binding. The record is from RefSeq and is a predicted model, not a curated record. The coding region runs from base 283 to 1920 and encodes 545 amino acids.